UGCUCUCAACAGCUUUUCAGGGACCAUUCCCAAGUGCCUGAAUAAUGUCACUGCUCUGAAAGUUGCUUAUAACAGUGCUUAUAACAUAUAUCUGGAGUACGAUCAACAAACAACAGUGAUGAAAGGAAGAGCACUCCAGUAUAACACAUCUCUGAUGUUUGUAAAAAGCAUUGAUCUUUCUGUGAACAACCUUGAAGGUGAAAUCCCUGAAGAAAUAGGCACCCUCGUCCUGCUGAUCAACUUGAACUUAUCAAUGAAUCAAUUAAGUGGAGACAUUCCCUUGGAGAUUGGAAAGUUGGUGCAGCUCCAAAAUCUUGAUCUCUCGCUCAACCAACUUUCGGGACAGAUUCCUCAGAGCCUUUCAUACUUGACCUUCUUGUCCUACUUGAAUCUAUCGUAUAACAACUUGAGUGGUAGAAUUCCUUUGGGCAACCAGCUGCAAACACUGCCCGAAUCCACUUACGAGGGCAACCCGUUACUUUGCGGGUUUCCUCUUUCUAUUGCAUGCUCGGAAGGUGGCAAUCCGACAACCAAGGAUCCAAAAGACAAUGACAAUGAAGAUGGACAUGAUGAGUUGUGGUUCUUUGUUAGCUCGACACUCGGCUUUAUUGUAGGCUUUUGGAGCGUUUGUGACACAUUGUUUCUGAAGAAGUCAUGGAGGCAUGCUUAUUUUCGAUGGUUUGAUGCCAUCAAGGAUAAGGCAAUGUUAGCAAUUGCAGUGAAAGUGGCUCGUUUUCAAAGGAACUUAUGAUUGAAUAGUUCUUGAAAUUAAAGUAUUUGAAUAUGUUUGUAAUAAGUUAUCAGUACAUUUUAAGUUUUAACAGUACGUCGAGUUUCUUGUAUGCAAGAAAUUAUCAGUAAAUUCUGAAUGGAGUA
This is a messenger RNA of Pyrus x bretschneideri (Chinese white pear), 876 nucleotides long. RefSeq names its product receptor-like protein EIX2. The record is from RefSeq and is a predicted model, not a curated record. Lineage: Eukaryota; Viridiplantae; Streptophyta; Magnoliopsida; Rosales; Rosaceae. Bases 119 to 751 code for a protein of 210 amino acids. Gene Ontology annotation, molecular function: protein binding. The transcript has a single exon.